Messenger RNA from Lobosporangium transversale, 5547 nucleotides. RefSeq lists its product as hypothetical. Gene Ontology annotation, cellular component: plasma membrane. NCBI's taxonomy places the organism in Eukaryota, Fungi, Mortierellomycota, Mortierellomycetes, Mortierellales, Mortierellaceae. The record is from RefSeq and is a predicted model, not a curated record. Bases 227 to 5329 code for a protein of 1700 amino acids. Gene Ontology annotation, molecular function: protein binding; guanyl-nucleotide exchange factor activity. The transcript is spliced from 9 exons. Gene Ontology annotation, biological process: positive regulation of GTPase activity; Ras protein signal transduction.
CACACGACGAUCUUUAUCACUCGGACUGCCCCCAUUAUCCCCAAGGAGCCUACAACCACAGCAGCAACAACAACCUCUUGAUCGACAGGAAUACACCCAUUGCCUUUUGCACUCAAUAACGGCCUAUAUAGAAGAGAUUAGGAACCAUUCACUCGAUAUCAUAUCCACAUCGACCGCAUCAUCGCGGCCAAAGACGACGUUGCCCAGUUCAAAUGCAGCUGCCGCUAUGGGCAGUGAUGAUGGCAGUAAUAUGUACUCCAACCCUUGUGCUGAGGGCGAUUUCAUUGUUCGAGCAUUACACGAAUACCAUUCAGACAGCGUGGGACAUUUGUCCUUUUCACAAUUUCAAUAUAUCAAAGUUAAGCAGUGCGAGCAGUCCGGAUGGUGGUUUGGCGAGAGCGAGAACAAUCGAGGGUGGUUUCCUAGCAAUCGCGUUGAAAGGGUUGAUCCUGUAUACGAGACCGAGUAUCUUUCCCGCCCGACUUCAAUCACAUCAGAAGAUUAUGACCAAAUCAGGACAGGACUGGAUGGCGUGGAAACGCAGUUUUUGGGCGAGCCCAUGGUAGAAUCAGUACCGGACAGUAUGCAGAUGGAUUGGGGCGUGAUGAGCUCGCCAUCAAUUGGAUGGACCCGACCUGGCCAGCUCGCUUUUCCAUCGAGCCAGCUUGCUGUGCCAUUUUCAUACUAUGGAUUAGACGCUUCUGCAAUGGAGAUGGAUGGCGACUUUUUUUAUCAGCAAGCGAUAUCUUCUGCAGCAGCCAUCAACAGUGAUGCUACUUAUGCAUACUCAGACUUUGUGGGCGAAGUCGCACUGUACGUCAGAGAGCUCAAAGAAGCAGCCCAAAGAGGAGAUAUUGAUCGAUAUCAACCUAUUGUAGCCAAUAUUAUUUCGUGUGUAAAGGCGCUUUUGAUCUUCACUAACACCAUCGCACGUGAGAGUGAGAUUCUGCAGACAUAUCCAGAGUUAGCAGGCUCAAGGAGGGAUAUUCUUCGUGCACUCGGGAAGUUAUAUUCAAAAUGCAGAGUUGCAAAUGGGUCUCAGGCACGAACAACAUCGAGGCAGCGCCAAUUUGCUGUUGAGAAGCUCUCAAUUUUUGGUGGUCAGGUCCUGGAUGGUAUUACAGAUUUUGCUACUCAUGCAAGAAGGAUUGGACUGCGAAUCAGGUCGGGAGCUACAUUUUCAGCUAGAGGAAGUGAAUUUGACAUGUUUCUCAAGUCUCCCAAAGAUUUCGACAACAUGUCUUCUUCAUCCUCCACAUACACACGAUCGCGUCGGCGUGUUUCUCGUGUUAAUUCUGCAAAAGGAUACAAAUCGUUCAAUGCUGUCCGACAAUUGAAAAUGGAGCACCAGCAGAAAUAUAAUACGGCCAAGAGGGCUAUUGAACACUCCCUUAUGAAUUAUAUGGAGUGUUUGAAUAGUGGCGGAAACGAGAUGCCACUGGACCAUAUUAUGGUUACCACCAUUCAGUCAGCACAAGCUGUAGAGAUGUUCCUGAUAAGCGCCGAGGAGAUGAAAGCAAGGACAAACACGAAGGAGGAUGGCGACUAUGCUGAACACAAAAUGCAUCUUUCAUCUGCAUUGAAUGAGUUGCUUAUAUAUAUCCAAACAGUGGAAAGCGCACCUGUGGGGAGUCAUAAAUCCGAGACCGUACUGACCAGGUUUAUGAACAUCACAUCGGAGCUAUUUAAGUGUCUACUCGAUAUGGAAGGCUAUCCCAGAACCAAUAGUACCACUAGUCAGGAUUUAUCAUCCCUUGUAAAACGAGUUUCAACUCCGAAAAACUCAUCUGCAGAGCUAAAAGUCGGCUCCAUACCGGAGUCAACUGGGGAUGAAGCAAUGCAGGACUCUCAGUUGGACUUUAGCUAUUCCGCAAAUACUGUACCAUCACCGUCAUUGUCGCCACGACAGCGAGGUUCGGCAUCUCCGAAGGCAACUCUCAAUCGAAAAUUUGGGUCCGCCACUUCUCUUAAUGAGCGUUAUAAACGACAGUCAGAAGGAAAAGGCUCUCCACGCCCAUCAUUUUAUGAUGAAGACGAUGAUGUAGAAGUUGGUGCUAACCGCUCGAACCAUGACUCUGCUGUUGUUAUGACGAAUCUUAAGAGCGCUUCACAUGACGGCUUGACCAAUGCUUCAAAGAUACCGCCAGUACACAGUUUAGAGUCUGGAGAAGAGCGCGAUGAUGUUAGAUAUAAGGCAUUUUCAGCUACAAGCAGACUACCAUCACAGCCGUAUCCACAGGAGGGAAACAAAAGGACUGAGCAAGAGAUCGAAACCGCGAUGAAGAGUGCUGCCAGGGUAGCCACAGAGAUUUUUAUCCCUGCGCAAGAAGUAUCGACGAUGAGAGAAGAGUCACUUAUACCAUCAUCUCACACUACAUAUGAGACAUUUGAUUCCGAUGCAAGAACUUCGUCGGCCUCAACCCUUCGGGCUCGCAAUUUCGAUGACAAGGUUUCUAGAGGCCUCAAAGCCAGCAACCCUGCAAUAUCUAGAACCUCAGAGGACCGCAGACGUGAAAGAUCCAGUCAAGGCAGUAACGCCCGGCGGUCUAUAGAGACUGAGAGGGCAUUGGCACAGAGCCGGGAUGUUAUAGGCCUUGGUGUCAGCGUACCUACAGAUCUUCACUCCAAAGCAUCUUCUUCAUCUCUUACCUCUGAUCAUGAGUCGAGGAUCUCACGUACCCGAAGUCCAGUACCAUCGGUUUCACCUAGACUGGAGCCAUCGAGGCGGCCAAUGCGGCCAGAUUAUUCACCUAACCCAAGUAGUAGCCCAAGCAUCCGCUCUGAGUCAAGAGCAUCUGCAAGGGGCGAUAACGCUUUUAACAUUGCUUCUAACUCAGCUACAAUAUCUCGAUCGAGAAGAGGCUCACUGGCCUCAAUUCGCUCCGAAGAAUCAGAGGGCAGGCCACUAGACGAUGGUCGGUUGAAUAAGGAGAGUGACCUUAAAACAGGAGCAGACACAAACCGUAGUUCGAGUAGCACAGUAUCUGCUACCCUCCAGUCAGAGGUCGCUACUACCCAGAUGAAAGAUGAGGAGUUACUUUCAAGACUUUCGACUCCAACGACACCUCACAUUCAAACUUUUGGUACCGAUGGAUCAAUUCCUUAUCGACCCGGUAAAAGUCAUCACCGAGAGAGUGUGAUGUCUAAUGCAAGCGUCGUCACAGAGAGUAACAUGCAGUCCCCUAGAGCUGGCGCUAUGAAAUUACGCCCAUCUUCUCCUGCAAUGCGUGGUCGAGUCAGUCAUGAAUCUUUCAUGAGAGGGCGCGCGUCAAUUGAGAGCACCAUGUCGAUGGAUAGGCACAAUCAACUAUCUUCCUCCACUAGAAUUGGGACUCAGCCAUUAACUUAUCGUCAGCAACGACAAAACAAGGUUGGUCAAGCUAAAAUUAGGGUCAGCGAGGAGUAUAAGCAGAAUGGAACGGUAUCAACAUCGGCGCCUUCUAGUGCACCUUGGUACCUUGAUAACGACUAUGAAGCAGAUGAGGUCUUAUAUAAUGAUAAUGGCACGUUGGUGGCAGCCACAUUUGAGGCGUAUAUUGAGAUGCUUACAUCUCACAAAACAGCUCCAGAGCCAGCAUUUGUCAACACAUUCUUCUUGACAUUCAGACUAUUUACAACUCCAGUGGAUUUGGUACAAGCUUUGGUCAAACGGUUUGUCAAGGCCCCUCCACGGGAACUUACGCCUCAUGAGGUUUUAGCCUGGCAACAUCAGAAACAAGAGCGUGUUCAAAAAAGGGUACAUAUCGCAAUCAAGACUUGGCUUGAGGGAUAUUGGGUAUCUGAGAAGGAUCGUGAUGCAUUUAAUCCAAUUAUGGAGUUUGUAAAGCAUGAAAUGAUGGAAGCUGUGCCUGGGCCUGCUGGCCGACUUUUGGAUGUGUUGAAUCAAUGGGUUACGAGGCGAAAAUCGCUUCAUCUCAGUGGUUCUAAUAAGAUGCUUAGUAAGUCGCGUUCCCACGAAAGGAUCGAUCAAGUGGCCCAAGAUAUCGACGCUAGUGAUAUAAACAACCCUCCCAACGGUAGCGGCGAGGGUUAUUCUGGCAGCGGUAACAACAGUACCAGUGAUACCAGCAGCCCCACAGUUGCUACUUCUACUUCAAAGCCAUUUGCUACCCUUAAAGAGAAAUCAUCAAUGGAGCAAUUCAAGCGAGCAAGCAGGAGAGGACUUGCAGGCACAUUCAACCGAGAGAGUCUUCAUAUUCGAGGUCCACCCGUGCCUUUAGUUAGUAAAGCCUUACUGAAUGCAUUGGCGAAUGACCAGCUGAUGAGUAAAAUCCCUGUUACGGAUAUCAAGCCUGUAGAGUUGGCACGCCAGUUGACGAUCAUGGCCAACAGGCUGUUCACAGCCAUCCCAUAUCUGGAAUUAUUUGAAAAGGAAAGGCCUAAUUGCUCUCGGAUGGUCCAAGCAUCAACCAAGAUCACGAAUUGGAUCACAGAUACAAUUGUGGAUGAGCAGGAUGUCAAGAAGCGCGUCGGUGUUGUAAAGCACUGGAUUGAAGUCGGAGAAGAAUGCUUGAAGCUCAAUAAUUUUGAUACUUUAACAGCCAUUAGCUUCGCAAUCGAGUCGACGCCAGUUCGGCGUCUUCAGAACACUUGGGAGGGUAUCAGCAAGUCAUACAUUGAGCGGUCCAUCCAACUCAAAAAGAUGAUAUCGAAUGAAUACAACUAUAGUGUGUAUCGAGCAAAACUCAAGACCGUGCAGGCUCCUUGCAUCCCAUUCUUGGGACUAUAUUUUACUGUCAUCGCAUAUAUCGAGGAUGGCAACUCUAUGUAUAAAGAGGUCAAUCCAAAUAUAAAUCCAAUUGAGUCUGCGCCCAAUUCUUCAUCAACCUCAACAUCAGAAACAGCAGCCUCAAUACCAACAUACGACGCAUCUUCUACAAUGGAAACUCAGAACGCUAUUCCUCCUACUGCUCCUAUGCCUACCAAUCCUAGGAAAUUACUUCGCUAUGGGCGAUUUGCACAGCUUGCGAGAACUGUACAGGAGUUCCGAGAUUUCCAGGGCAUGUACGAACUGCUGGAGGUACCACGAUUACACAGCUAUAUCAUGAAGUGUAUGGAAAACCUGGAUUCGGAGAGAAGCUGGCGAAAAAGCCUUGCAAUUGAACCACGUCGGCCUGCGCCUGGUGUAGCAGCUGGGGGACCCAAUGGAGUUGGUAGCUACGGAAUUGCUAUAGGAGGCUUAUCUAGUGGAGGUCCUAUUAAUAGACCCGGUGGCGUUGGAGGCAAAGGGUUGUUCAAUGGAGGUUUGGAUGUCAAUAAUGGUAGUAGCAGUAUGCCAGCAAAGUUGAAUAAGUUCUUCCGGAAGAGCACGAGACACGAACGUUCAUAAUCAUUUUCAUUUUCAUUUUCAUUUCCUUUAAUUGUCUGCUAUCAUUUACUUUUUUUUCCUUUUUUCUUUUCCUAUUUGCCAUUUUAUUUUAGAAUUAUAUUAUUGUACUAUACUAUAGUUUAAAGUCGGCAAGUGUAGAGAGCGGUUUGAACUGCAUUAAUAACAUAAAACGAACCGACAUGAGUUAUUUAUAUUUUGUUUGCAUAUUUACAGUUGCU